CGAACUUGCGCAGCAAUGAAACAAAUUUUAGCGCUCAGUAUUUUUUUGUCACUACUAACAUUUAUAAAAUGUUAUUGUUGUGGCCCGAAUGAAGAAUAUAACAUUUGUGGCAGAUCAUGUGAACCCUCUUGUAAAAUGAGAGAUUUUAGUGCCGCCCUUUGCAGUACAUGUAAUAAAUAUACGCAAGGCUGCCGUUGUCUGAAAAAUUAUUUCCGAGAUGAAGAAACUAUGCAGUGUGUGGAUGCCGCACAUUGUUCAACGUGUGCUUAUGGUGAAAAAAAGUUAGCAUGUGGAAUAACGUGCGAAGGAACUUGUGCUGCGCCUUAUGAACCCAAGAAAUGUGCGCUGAUUAGAUGUGGGUUACCUCUUUUGUGCCGAUGCGACUUGGCUAAUAAUUUUGUAAGAAGUACUAACGGAGGAUGUGUCAAGAAAAGAGAUUGUCAUAAGUAUUAG
Molecule: messenger RNA, 453 nt
Organism: Cotesia congregata
Lineage: Eukaryota; Metazoa; Arthropoda; Insecta; Hymenoptera; Braconidae
Source: the annotation of a GenBank genome assembly